Molecule: messenger RNA, 1140 nt
Organism: Rotaria sp. Silwood1
Lineage: Eukaryota; Metazoa; Rotifera; Eurotatoria; Philodinida; Philodinidae
Source: the annotation of a GenBank genome assembly
AUGAAUGAAAUUGAAUAUAUUUCAUCGUGGAUCGGUAAACGUCCAAUAGUAAUAUUACUUUUUACUGAUUGGUGUAAUACAUCAAUGAAUAAUUUAUUCAAUUAUCAACUGAAUAAUAUAUGGAAUAAUCAGAGUAUUCCAGUGAUUACCUGGGAAUUAUUUGGUUGUAGUGGUAGUAGUCAACCGGGUAUAAUGAGUCUUGUUCGAAAUAACACUUAUGACGCGUACAUAGACCAAUUUGGAAAUCGUUUGAAAACUUGGUUAGCUGGAACUGAUGGGGUUUUGGGCAGCAGUGAUGAUCGAAGAGCAUAUUUGCGAUUAGCUCAUGAAAUGAAUGGAAAUUGGUAUCCAUGGUCGAUGAGCUCAACUCCACAAGAUUUCAUUGCGGCAUGGCAUCAUAUACAUGAUAUAUUCACAAACAAAAGUUUAGAUUCGACUAGGCUUCAAUGGAUUUGGUGCGUGAAUAAUGCUGAUGUAGGUAGUUACACCGCCGAAGAUUAUUGGGUUGGAGAAAAUUAUGUUGAUUGGAUGGGAAUUGAUGGAUACAAUUUUGGUACAAGUCAAAGUUGGAGUUCAUGGUCAAAUCCGACUCAAGUUUUCGACAAUAUGAUCACACGAUUACAAAAUUUAUCUUCAACAAAACCAAUAUGUAUAAAUGAGUAUGCAUCAACAAGUAUACGUACGGGAAAUAUUUCUAAUAUAACAGCAAAAUAUGAUUGGUUACAACAAUUUUGUACAUAUAUAAAUAAUAAACAAAUUAAAAUUGCUUCAUAUUUUAAUACAGACAAAGAAACUGAUUGGGCUAUAUUCGGUGGAAUUCGUGGAGAUAGUUUGUGGACUAAUUAUAGUGUUUAUACAGCAUAUCGAGAUUGCUUUCAAUCAAAUGAUUGGAUACUAGUAAAUAGUACAAAUCCAAGACUUAUUAGCGAUGAAGAAUUCUCUGGUACAGGUAGGAAGAUGGGCAACUGCAGUGGAGUUCUUCCAACAGGACACGGAUCACAUGGAAAUCAUCCUCACGGAGGUCCACCUGGUCAGACACGUAAACAUUCUCAUGAUGAAGGACGACGUGGCAGUGGUGACAGCCAUGGAAAAGGCGGUGGACAAGGACAUGGACACGGACACGGAAAUAAAAACCAUUGA